AUGAACGAGUUGUAUUUUCCCUUUGCAUAGUCCUUUGUAAAUCCUCCAGCCACUAAUGAACUCAUAAGCUAACCAGUUGAGAGUGGAGUGGGUGGAAGUCCUUAAUUCUAGUCUAAGAACUCAGAGUUCAUAAACAUUAAUGAGUUUAUGCAUCUACAGCAGUAGCAAGACAGUUUAAAUAUGGAUAGCACCAAGAUUAAUGAUUAUCGAUCAAGGUACUACCAAUCAAGUAACCCCUAGCAGACCAAAAUAUUAAGUGAAAUAACUGAGAAAGGCAAGAAUAGCCACAAAAACUCAAAAAUCCAAAUCCCCUACAGUCCAUUGUCGCCAUCAAUUACUCCCCUUGUCAUGGCUAUGGGCAAGAUAUAGGAUUAAUCUAAUUAGUAAAUGAGGAAAUUUGAAAGGAUUUAGGGGCAAGGCAAGAUAACCACUAUCAAUGCUUUAGAAUUAGCACCUGUGAGGAAUAUUCAGAGAGAUGCUUAGUCAAUGGUAGUGUCAUCUAAAAAGGCAAAAAUUCUAAAAAAACAUAAUAUGCACGGAUUAGAUACAAACUAACUCAAGCAAGAUGUACUCAAACUUAAAGCUAACUCUAACAACAUUGAUGAGUAAUUCCAAAUAGUAUAGUAUCAAUCUCAACUCCCUUCAAUAAUAAACGAGUCUAGCUGGAACGCUAACCUGCAAAAACGAAACAAUAUGUAAAAAAACAUCUACAAUCAUAAGUCAUCAAAUAACCAUAAUCCUCAUCCGUAUCAUCAAAACAUCUAAUUGCAAAAUCAAAUAAACUAAAAAUCCUAAAAAAGAGAUGGUAAUUAUAAUUAAGGCUAUAGAAAUUAGAUGCAGUAAUUAGUACUAAAUCAGCAAUAAUCAGAAGAUAAGUAGAAAUCAAAGAAGCAUAAAAAUUUCAAUAAGACUGCCAACCUUACUGACUCCUAUGACAUGGAUCAAUAAAUAAUUAACUAGGCAAGAGCAUCUACCAAUCAAAACAGGAGUCCUGUGCAUGUCUCUGAUAAUCAUAUCAAACUAAAGUCAAGGGACUCAUCUUUGUAAAAGUUAAAGUUUGACAAAGCAAAUUAUCAACAGUAGAUAAACUAAAUUAUUAAUAAUCAGAAAUAUAUUCAGCAGCAGUAUCUCAAGAAAAUUAAGUAGCCUGUGAACCAAUACGGAAUACCUGAGAUUAUGAUUGACAUAAACAAAUUCAUUAAGGAUUCUGAGAUGGGAAGAGCUCCUCACAAACCCAUUACUUCUACGUUAGUUAAUCAAUACAAUACGAUCCAGCAUGAUGGUAGGUAUAGUAUUCAAAUGGGAAACCAGUCUACUUUAAAUCAGUCAUCUAUUAUGUAAACCAGAGACAACUAGACUUCUAAUAACUUGAGAAGAUCUUAUAUGAACAUGAAGAUAGACGCUUCUUAAUUAGAAUAGUUGGACAAUGAGGACUUGGAGUAUGACAAGAGGCAAGAGAUAAUAUACCAUAUCUUAAAGAAAUAGCUAGAUUAAAAACGCAGAGAGAUUGUUAGGUAUCGUAAAAUGAAGAGAGAGAUGCUUAGGUAGAGUUAAAAUGAUUAGAAUAAAAAUCAAGGACCUACUCAGCCACUUAUAAGUGAGAGGGAGAAGAGGAGACAGUAGUAUGAAGAAGAACGAAUGAGGUCACUCUCCCCUGAGUUAGUCAAAAUUAUCAACAACUUAACCAAGUAGAGACAUCACAAUAAGUAUUGUAGAUGUUGCAGAUAUGAUUCUGAAACAGCUUAGUUAGCAGAACAUUUGAAAUUAGCCAAUUAUGAUCCAAACUAUCUCAUCAGAUACAUGAAGAAAAUUAAAUAUAUGAAUUAAAAGCUCUAUGAAGAGGGUGGAGCUGAGCUAUAUAAUAGAAGAGCUGCCACAGGCCAGUAAACAGGAGCAAUUUCCUUGAGGAAGCUGGCUCACGAUGAUUCAAGGAAUAUCCAGUAAAUUCAAGAAGACACUGGCAAAACUCAGGGUUCAAAGCUCAUGAGCGAUAAUAGCUUUGUUAAAAUUGGUGGUUCACCACCCAAGGGGAUAACUAGUAAAGAAGUUAAUAUAUAAACAAGGAGCGGAACUCAGCCUUAAUUUAAACAGAAAAGCAGAUCUCCUGGUACUAGUUCAAAUGGUAAAAAAUCCAAAUAUGCUGGAUCUAAUCAUAGGUAGACAAAGAAUAGACUACUGGGAUAUUACAAUAAAGAAAGACAUAUAUGCUCUACUAAUCAUAAUCCUAGUGAAAUGGCAAAUCGUACAAUGAGUGCAAAUAAAACAUUCAGUCCUUAUGGAAGGGGUUUGGAAUUCAUAGAUAUGGAAUUGAGACCAGUUAGUGAGCCUCCAUCAAUGAGAGAUGCUUGUUUAUCAGCAUUGGAUUUCAGCUUUCACGAUAUGUCUAUGCAAGUCGAUCCAAAAGAUGUAGCUGAGUAGAUCCUAUAAACUAUGAAGGCCGAAGUCAGAAGCAUUCAGAUGGAGACUCUGUAUUCAGGAAAAAUGGUUGAUGCUGCAAUUGAAACUGAGAAAGAAGUUGAUUUAAGAAAGAGAACCGAUGGUAGCUUUGGCAUUAUUGAAAUGUUUGCUGAAUAAAUUGAAAAUGACCAGGAGUAUGUCAAUUACGAUUGGAAAUAGAGUGGACUAUACGAAUUGAUCUAAAAUCAAUACGACUAAUUUCGAGGGAAGUAAGGAGCGAAAUCUCAAAAGAGUUUGAAGGAGUAGAGUUAGUAGGAGGAGAAUAUGCAAGAUGCUUCUGCUUAUAAUAAUACCAAGAAUGACCUUUAAGCUAGGCAAGAAGACAUUAAUAAUCUAAAUCCUGAUAAGGAGGACAUAUACACUGAGAUGGAAGUCUAAUAUAUGGCCACAUUGCUAAAAAAGAAAGCCUAGAGCUACAACAAUAAGGAUAUGCUUGGCUAGGUCCAUGUUAAGGCAAGAAAGACUUUAGAGGUGUUAAAUGAUAAUUUAAUUUCUGGAGAUGUCCCUAUAAAGAAUAUAUUCUAGUUUUACAAGGAGCCUAAACGAGAGAACAUUAUAAGAUUACUGCUAAGAUGCAAGAAAAUGUAUGAAGCCAGAGUUGAUGUAAAGAAAAUUCUUAUGAUGAUGAUUACCUGGACAGAACUGAGAAAUGAGAUCUAAACAAUAAGAGAAUAACCAGUCAAGAAAUUUAGAUAGUCAGAUAUGGACCUUUUCACUAAUGGAAUGUAAGUUUUGAGAAGAAUUGAGAGGGAGUUGAAUGUGUUUAAACAAGAGCAUAAGAUUUUCAGUGCCAAAUUUAUCUUCAGAUCUAAUGAUUAGUAUAAUGAAAUUCCAUCAAACUUUGAAGAACUUGGCGUCUUCAUAUAAUUAAUAAAGGAAUUGCCAUAGCAAUAAGAAGAACAAGUGAUGCCUGUGAAUGAUCACCAGAAUAGUAAAGGUUAAUUGAAAGGGUCUAACUCUAGCUAAAAUCUUAAAAAGCAAAAUCCCUUGGCAUUUAUGGAGACAUAUAAAGUAUUUGAAGAGGAUAGAUCCCUUAUUUCAGAUGCCAAAGAACUAACCAUGAAGCAUAGUCAACUAGGUGGAUUCGAGCAAGAGUACUCAGUUAAUGAUUUGGAAUACUUUGAUAAAUCUUAGAUUGAUUAUACCAGCUAGAGUCACACACCUAAAAUGCUAAAGACUUAUAUGAAUGAUAGAAGAACCCCUGAACUGAAUGAAAGCAUGCUGCAGGUGAAUAAUAACUAGAAGAAAAAUAAUAAAAAUUACUCAAGCAAGACCAGUUAGGUCACCAGACAGAAUGUAGUUAAUAGAUACAACGAUGAAGUCAUUAAGGAGGAGUUUGAAUAUAUGACUUAGUUUAAUGAUGAAGAGAUUAAUGCAAUUCAAAUAUAGUAAUCGAAUGCUCAGAGUAAAACUAAUUGGUUUGACAACAACUAGAAGAAUUUAAAUCUUGAACUGGAGCACUUGAAUGAAUCUCCUGAUAUAAAUAUAGACUCAGAAGAAAUAAAUAACGUGCAUAAAAAUUACUCUAAUAGCUAAAAUGAUGUAAAUGAAAAUGGGAGCAAUAAUCAUUAGGAAUAAGCAAAUGAUAUUUAUAAUGCUCAGGAUGUAUGA
Messenger RNA from Stylonychia lemnae, 4068 nucleotides. NCBI's taxonomy places the organism in Eukaryota, Ciliophora, Spirotrichea, Sporadotrichida, Oxytrichidae. The record is from the annotation of a GenBank genome assembly.